AGUAUUGCGCUAGCAUGCACUUUAUUUAGCGAAGGGCGGGAAAGUUUUACAAAGUUCAAAGUCAGAUUUUGGAAAUACUUUCCAUGCUCAAGUGGUGUCAUUGUUUUACUUAUUUUGAGGGAAAAGUUAAAAUAUCCUGUAAUUUUGUAAGGGAAAAUUAAGAAGAAAAGUGUCUUAAUAAAAGAUAUGUCUGAUGAAGAUAUCAAUAGGCACUUGAAGCCAGCUGCCAAUCCGGAAGGUAAAAAGAUUGGUAUUGCAACUUCAGUUGCUUACCUUACUGAAACCUUGAUAAAAAAAAUUACAAAGGAGGAGAGGCUUGACUUGAUAAAUUCUUUAACGAUCAAUUUGCCAAAAGACAAAUUGAACAAAAAAAUCAAGUUCAUUGAAAAUUUGGAGAAGCUGAAACGACUUAAAAUACUCAACUUGAGUCACAACAUGAUUGAAAAAAUACAGAAACUUGAAAGUCUUGUUGAACUUCGUGAACUUAACUUGUCUAAUAAUUUAAUUAAAAACAUCGAGGGUUUGGACAGUUUGGUCGUGUUAGAGGUUCUUGAUUUGAGUUGUAAUGGAAUCACGUGUAUUCCUCGUGCUGUGAUGAAGAAACUGCGAAGUCUUAAAGAACUUAAGUUGUCCGACAAUCAAGUUACAUCAUUGUUCGAGGUUACUAAAUUGCGAUGUCUUCAAGAUUUGACGACCUUGGACCUGCAAAGAAAUCCAGUCACCAAUCUUCCGCACUAUCGCGAGUUUAUCGUGUAUCAUUUACGUAGUCUGAACAUGCUAGAUGGUGAAGUUAUUAAGAAAGAAGAACGUCGACAGGCAGACUUGAGAUUUUCUCAAGAGGAGACCCAGAGAUUGGAAGUCGAGCUUGCUAAGCUCGAAAAACAGAAACUUAAUAUAGAAGAAGAGAAAAGCAAAGCAAAUGCCACCAUCGACGAUCUAUUGAAAGCGCAGUGUGAUGCAAAAGAAAGAGAGAAAUCACAAGCUGAAAAAAUUAACGAAUUAGAGCGAGAAAUAGAAGCGAAGAAUGCGUUGGUGAAAGCAAAGAAUGCUGAUUUGGUGAAAGCGUCGGAAAACCAAUACAGGUUGGAGCAAGAACUAGCCUUUUACAAGUUGGAUGAAAAAUUUGAACUGCUUGGACAAAUGCCUUUAGUCGAUGACGAGUCUGGUGAAAUAGAAGGCCUAGAUGACAGUGCGUACAUUGGCAAGGCGACCUACAGACGACAUCAAUUCCCUCGGCUCUUGAAAACUACUGGCUCUGUUGAACAGAAUGCACAAGUGGAUUCGCUCAGAAGAAAUUACGAAGCAUUGGAAAGAAACAAGGCCGAGCUUGAUAAGAUAUUGAAUGAGAAGAAUAAGGCGCUAAGACUGUUGAAUGUGGAGCUAGAAAAGAAAAAUGACGUGUUGCGUGAUGUCAGUGAUGAACUUGCUUUAGUAGAGCAAUCCCUUGAGAACAAGAAGAAAGCUUUGGAUGAUUUUGAUGGUCUUGCUCAGAAUCAACUCGCUGAUAAACUCGAAUUUAUUAACACUAUCCAAGGCGAAUGUGUAGACCUCGAGCGGGAAAUGAACGAAGCGAUACACAAUAUGCACAAGAAACAAGAUGAACUCAUGCAACUCGAGCGCGAGAGUAAUAAAAUAGACAAUGAUUUACAGAAAAAACAAUUGGAAGAUAUUAUAGCUGCUAAAACUGAUGAAGUGGCUCAAGAAGAGAAAGAAAUCAAUGGAUUGAAAUGGAAAUUAAUGUAUGCGUCUGCACAAAUCAAAGAAGAAGAGGGUAUGGUGGAAAAAAUGAAGAAGGAACUGGCUGAAGAAGUUGGGAAUGAAGUUCAAUCAUCCCGAAAAGCGGCUGAUGAGCACACGAUUCGCACUUUGAGAGAAAGUGGUGAAGAAAUUAGUAAGCGUAUAACGAAGCAGGAACACAAAAUACAAGAACUGCUGAAUAAUGUCAAUGAAUUGACUGGUCAACUUGCACAAGAGAAGGACAAACAGGAUAACCUGGAGCAAGAAUUACAGUAUGCGCUUGUGGCUUUAAAAAACGAGGAACAGAAAGCGGAAGAAGCUGAAGAAAGGGAGAACUCGUUGCGGAAUGAAUUGAAGGCUUUGGAAAAAAACAGCAAACUAGGAAUGAUUGAGGCCGAUGGAAAACUAAAACACGCCAGUAAAGAAAUUGCCCAACUUCAGGAAAAUAUAAAAAAAUUGAAUGCAAAACUUGAGAAAGAACGUGCAGCAUCGCAGUCUCAUAUUGAACAUAAUCAGAAAUUUGCUGCAAAAGAUGCAGAAAUUGCGAAGAAACUUGCGGACCAAGAAACAAAAAUCAAUCAUCUUAACUUACAAACUUCUGCUUUACAGGCAACUAACGAAUCACUUAAGGACCGUCUUCACGAGUUGCAACAUACACUGGAUCAAGAACCAUCGGAUGGUUUAAAGGAUAAGGUUGUAUUUAGGUUGAAACAACUGCUUGCUGAUAUUGAAGGUGGGAAGAUCGUUGAAAGACAGUCUGUUGAUGAAGAAGACGCUGUUGGCGUUUGUCUUGUUAAUUUGCGUGAAAAAUAUGCAGACUUAAUGCAAGAUUUAAACCAAGAAAAGGGAAAACGAAAAAACGCUAGACAUGAGGCAAAAUCUGUUAUUGAAGAGUUGCUGUCUGAUCUACGUCGAAUUAAUGACGAGUUAGAAUCGAAGUCAAGUCAACUGAGAGAUUUACAGAAGACAACAUCACGGGAUCGAAUUUUGAAAGACGAAAAUGAAAAUUUACGACAUCAAUUACAUAGAUCUAAAGAAAAAAACCGAGAUCUCCGAUUUCAAAUGAAUGAGUUGGCAGGUUUGGAUGCAUUUGAGCGCAAGAAUUUUGUAACUGAAAUGGACUUACUGCAAGAUGAAAUCAGUGAACUUCAAGAGCAACAUCUUAAAGAGAUCAACAAGAAAGAUGCAAAAAUUGUUGACUUGGAAGCUCAGCUAUCUGAAGCUAUGAAGGCUGGCGACCUUAGAGAUCAGGUCCAUCAAGAUCUUGAAAAAAUCAAACGCAAACUCUCAGAAAGACUUGAAGCUGAAGAGAAAGCGAAAGCUGCCAAGAAUGAGCAUGACAUUGAGAGAUCUCGAAGACUAAUGGAAGAAAGUCGAAAAAGAAUCGAGGCAGACAUCAGACAUGCUGAAGACAAAAUACAAUCUGUGGAGAAUUUAUUGAAUGAAACAAUACAAAAUAAUGACGCUGUCCGGCCAGUACAUCAAAUAACACAUCAUAUAUAUUCUCCAGGUAGUCAUGGUGAUCAUGUGCGCUACCAGGACAAUAGCAGUGCCGCUCCAGUAAUACCACGUUCUAUAGAGUCAAAGAACAUAGCUAAUCAACCCUUGGCCGGUAACUUGAGCGAAGUUCAUCAUCACUAUGGUAACGUACUUCGAGAAUCGAAGGCUCAACCAAUUAGAGUAUCUCCUGAAGUGAUCAAUUAUCAUCAUGGUGACAUAGCUAGCGAGUCGAAGUAUCAACCAAUCAAUGUAUCAGCUUUUUCUCCUCCUGAAGUUAUUUGUCAUCAUCACUAUGACGACGGUGUAUCAUUACCGGCAGAAACGAACAGAAGAUUUGAAACAAACGUUAGCGAGAUACAUAGACAUCAUCACUAUGGAAGCGGCAAUCAUACGAUACAGUUUAAAAAAUUGAAAAACUCACAUAAAAGGGAGCACUGCAAUGUUCCUGAACACGAUGAAUUGGAGGAAGACGUCCUAUCCCUUGAAGAAAGACUGGCUAUAACCCAAAGUAAAUUGUCUUCUCAAAUAACUGAGAACAAGUUGAACACAUUGAGGUCUGAUCUACAAAACCUAGAAAACACGGUUUCCCACUCGUUGAGAGAAAAAUCAAAUGCAAAAACCGUCGAAUCUCACCUUGAUGGAGCUCUUGCGAGACUACAGGAUCACAUGUUGACAUUGAUUGAUCAUCGCGCAAAUCUUUUAUCAUCUCGUGAAAAACCAUAACUCAUGAAUGAUAUCUCUGCCCUACCUAAUUUAAAAGGUCUACACUGUUCAUGGUUGGGUCGGUGUUGGUGGGUACGCUGUAUAAGAAGGUAAAUUACAAAGAUUGCUACAACUAGAUGAUGUCGACUUGACUUUGGCAUAAUGUCUUGGGUUUCUUCGUGUUACUGUAAUAUCCUAUAUCAUUUUUUCAAAACGUUACAAUUUCGAAGAAAUGCCUCGUUUUUAUACGUAGCCGGGGGAGGGAUAAUAGUGAAAUUGAAAUCAGACAAAGUGAAACAUUUGAAAAUGCCUAAUGAAAAUGCAAUAACUUGUUCCUAUGUUACUUUAUUAAAAUAGAUAUAAUUUUACAUGAACAUUACGUUCUGGGAUUUUUAAGUCAUAGAACGGAUUGAUGUGGAAAUAAUUAAAGAGCAAAUUGUAAUUAUAAAUUAUUGAAAUCCAGUAAA
Messenger RNA from Xenia sp. Carnegie-2017, 4406 nucleotides. Its product is annotated as centriolin-like. The record is from RefSeq and is a predicted model, not a curated record. Lineage: Eukaryota; Metazoa; Cnidaria; Anthozoa; Malacalcyonacea; Xeniidae. Gene Ontology annotation, molecular function: protein binding. The coding region runs from base 187 to 3960 and encodes 1257 amino acids. The transcript is spliced from 28 exons.